Malassezia globosa CBS 7966 is the source of this 1770-nucleotide messenger RNA. RefSeq lists its product as uncharacterized. Gene Ontology annotation, molecular function: protein binding. The coding region runs from base 1 to 1770 and encodes 589 amino acids. The record is from RefSeq and is a predicted model, not a curated record. Gene Ontology annotation, cellular component: Ski complex. Lineage: Eukaryota; Fungi; Basidiomycota; Malasseziomycetes; Malasseziales; Malasseziaceae. The transcript has a single exon.
AUGGAGGAACGUGCGCGUGUGUUUGCUUGGGCCGACUUGGCGACGGCCCUGUGCCGCUACUCGUGGGUCGUCACGACGUCCACCGCCAUGUCACGCCAUUUGAAUCCGAACAUCGAGGCGGCGAAAAGCCAGGCAGAUGCUGCUCGUUCUCAGGGCAUGGAGUGUGUAAAUCUCGCGCUGAACAUUCAGUCGCACGUGCGGCUAUGGAUUCUGCUCGGCAACUUGAACUUUACCCAUAACGUUAGCAUGGCACAGCACGCUUACAUCGUUGCAAUCGAGGCGAAUCGAAAGAGCCCAGUGCCGUGGUCCAAUCUCGGCUUCUUGUAUUUGAGCGUGCGUGAAGAUGCACUGGCCGAAGAGGCUUUUGCGCGUGCCAAGACGCUUGCUCCUGACUGGCCCGGUAGCUGGCUUGGGUCUGCUCUGAUCCACCGUUUGCACCUCAAGGAUGCAAGCGCGUCGACGCGCUUGUUCCAGCAGGCGUGUGUGCUGUCCAAUGGCUCUCUUCUUGACGCUGAUUACGGCCUUGCGGAAGCCGCGUGGAAGUCCACGAAGCAGAGCAUGUCGAUUCAGCCCAUGCGUGCUAUGGCACCGUUCCUUGCGCUGAAGAGGUACCUAGCUCGCAUUCCGAAUGAUGAUGCUGCGCUGCACCUCAAUGCACUCCUGGCUGAGCAGCUAGGCAGCUCGCUGCUCGCUGCUCGCCAGAUUGAGCGUGCGUCGGUGCUGAUUGAGAGUGAGUUUGAGGCGACUGAGAGUGUCGCAAAUGCAGUCCGCUACGGGAUGGCAUCCCUUAAUCUAGGUCGCAUUCGCCUCGGCAAGGCAGAUACACAGGGCGCGAUUGAUGCGUUUGAGGCGGCUCUGUCGCUCCUCGAGGAUGCGGGUGACGAGCACCCGAUCCCUGCCACACGUGCGUGGAGCGCCAUUGGUCUGGGAUGGGCGCAAUGCCUCGUUGGCGAUACAGCGUCCGGCAUGGCUGGCCUCCAGCAAGUGCUGGCCACUUUACCUUCGUUGUCCUUUGCUGAAGAAGAUAUGCCACAACGUAUUCAUGCCAGUGCGGCGGUCUUGCUUGCCCGCUUCCAGUGGCGCUUGCAGGUACCUGUUGCUGAGAUUGCGGCAGGUCUCGAUGCUGCGUUAGAUGUCGCACCGCAGGAUCCUUUGCUGAUCACAACUCGGGCUGCGCUGGCAUCGGUCGUGGGUGAUGUGUCCCAGUACAACAUGGUCCUCGCGAAACUUGUUGCGCCCCUGCCUCCUGCUGCACAAACUUCGUUGCGCAAUGCCCACAAGACUGCCAUGCUCAGUAUGUUGCAUCUCGCUGCCUCUUUCGACACGCCCACACUGUUACAGCAUCUCGCCUCGUCUUACACUCGUGCUGAUAACACGACCGACACGCUCGUGUUUGUCGCACACACGCAUCUCCGUGUAGCGGCUGGCUGCGCCGUGCAAGGGAAGCCGCUGCCUGCACUGCCACUGCCAGAGGGUCAAGACGGAAAUCUUCUUCCUCUUGCACGGCAGGUGCUCUCGACUGUUGAACAGCGUGCAAGCACAGAAGGCCUCACGCACUGGUCGACGAUGCAGUGGGUCGUCGGACUGGCCGAACUGAUGUGCACCGAACAUGCGACACAGACGACGGUAGACCCAGCUCCUUCUUCAGUUGCCGCACAGCGUCACAGUGCAAAGGCCGUGCACCUCGCGCCAUGGAGCCAGGAAGCAUGGAAUGCGUUACGCGUUGCAUCAGCGGCUCCUUCAGACAAAAAGCCCACGGUCGUGUCGUAA